UUAACGCUUUAUCCCGCUUCUAACCUUGAAAAAUCACGCCUCCAUUUUGCUCCAUCCUUCUACUCUGUCGCUCACAGCUCAAAGGGGAAAUGGCCAAACCUCUACCCUCCGCUACCCUCCCGACACCAGCAGCUUGCUCCGCAAGUCCUCCACCAUCGCCGGAUUUUCAACCUCUGCGUCUCGAAGGCAUGUCGGAUAAAGGGGGAGAUGGUUAUGUAAAGCCAAGACAUGGUCAUUAUAAUGUGAUCAGGAAGAUAAGUAGCAACCUUAUUGUGAUUGGGAAAACAUCCAUUGAGAUUGAAAAAGAAGACGUUAACAAUGAUGCAGAUGAUGCUGAUAAUGCAGAAGAGUCUGAAGGAGAUGAGUUUGAACAGGAAACCGGUUGACUUUUUACUGUUUUCUUCACUGCAGAUAAUAUCAUAAUAGAAAUGAACUAUCUUUUACUAGUAUUAUGUAAAACUUGUCUGAUACUAAAAGAUUACAGCUCGAUUUGUAAGCUUGAAUAGGUCAAAAAAUAUAUAUGGACUAAUGCCAGAAAAACUGUGCCUACUAGCACA
Messenger RNA from Lactuca virosa, 557 nucleotides. The record is from the annotation of a GenBank genome assembly. Lineage: Eukaryota; Viridiplantae; Streptophyta; Magnoliopsida; Asterales; Asteraceae.